CAGCAGCUGCCUGAAGGCCAUCGCUCCCUCCGAGCUCAUCAUGCGGGUGCUGGAGAACGUCUACCACGUCCACUGCUUCUACUGCUGCGAGUGCGAGCGGCGUCUGCAGCGGGGAGACGAGUUCGUGCUCAAGGAAGGGCAGCUGCUGUGCCGCAGCGACUACGAGAAGGAGAAGGAGAUGCUGAGCGCCAUCAGCCCCGCUCCCACCGAGUCCGGUGAGGAGCUGGAGCGGUGGGGAAUGGGGCUGAUGAAGAAGAUCGCUCGCAGGCAGCAGCAGCAGCAGCAGCAGCAGCAGGAGCAGGAGCAGCUGGGCAACCCCCGCUUGGGGUCCGGGAGAGGGACCGGGCGCAGCAGCAGGCAGAGCAACGACGACAGCGAAGGUGAGGAGCACCGCGCACCGAUGUGGGGGGAUGGCAUAGGAUAUUCAGAAGGAGUUUUCCACGACAUGGACAGCGACAGCAUCAGCCACCUGGGGGACUGCCUGCUGUCGACGGCCGAAGCCAACCUCCUGCAAGCCCGCGUGGGCAACCCCAUCGACCGACUCUACUCCAUGCAGAGCUCCUACUUCACCUCCUGACCUUCAAGCAGCUCUCCACCAGUAUCUCGGAGAGAUGCUGCUCUGGGUUCAGACACGAGACAUUCCUCGAGUGCUGCACAACGGAGGAGGCAACGGGUCCGCCCCAUGCAGAAGCACUAUUCCGCAGCCCGAAGGACUUGGGAUUGCCUCUCUCCUUACUUUCUAGCCACCAGUAGAUGGACGGUAUGAUGUUGUUUAGCUGUUCCUUUAGCAGUUUGUCCGUUGUUGAAGCUGUUCGAGCAUGAUGUCCUUCCAACACAGACUGGCCAAGCCAAGCAGCGCGGCCCCAAGCUGCAGCAGCUGCUCCUCCCGCACAAACUCUUGUUUAUUUAAGUCCUGCUGCGCUGGUUUGCCUCGUUCCUCAGCCCAGAUGCUUCACGGGGCAAGGUUAAUUUUCAACAAGGCCCUGGGGCAUCUCCAAGGGACGCCGCUCCGCUCCAGGCUCUCUCUUCGUGGCCGUCCAUCGUUCGGCACCGUGCAGUUUUCCAACAUUUGACAUUUCAGAAGCGCGUCGUCGCCUGGCUCCGGAAUGAAACAGCUGGGAUCGGUGUCUGCCUCCAGAAAUGAGAGGAUUUCUGCUCCGCCGUGUUCGAGGACGCCAAGAGGAACGUGACACGACCACAGCGAGCUCCCUCUUGCUGUGACGUCUUUCUGUCUCUAAAGGGGCAGUUUUACUCCGUUUAUGGACAGAACGCGAAACCAGAGCUGCCAGCCGUGCUCCUUUCUGCUUGUUUCCAUUUUAAAGCAGCAAAGAGAAGAGGUUUUGCUCUAAAAGUAUUCCUGAUGGAGAGCCUGGUCUCUGUGGUUAUUUCCACAGUGGGUUUUUUGGCAACCCUGCCCAUGGCAGGUGGGUUGGAACAAGAUGAUCUUUGAGGUCCUGUCCAACCCAAAUCACUCCAUCACUCUAUGAUCUUUGAGGUCCCCUCCAACCCAACCCAUUCCAUGGCUCUGUGAUCUUUAAGGUCCUC
Molecule: messenger RNA, 1545 nt
Organism: Numida meleagris (helmeted guineafowl)
Lineage: Eukaryota; Metazoa; Chordata; Aves; Galliformes; Numididae
Product: LIM homeobox transcription factor 1-alpha-like
Exons: 3
Coding region: 41-577 (178 amino acids)
Biological process (GO): positive regulation of transcription by RNA polymerase II; axonogenesis; neuron fate specification
Cellular component (GO): nucleus
Molecular function (GO): DNA-binding transcription factor activity, RNA polymerase II-specific; cis-regulatory region sequence-specific DNA binding
Source: RefSeq, a predicted model, not a curated record